Chanos chanos (milkfish) is the source of this 1446-nucleotide messenger RNA. RefSeq names its product solute carrier family 25 member 23a (gene slc25a23a). Bases 1 to 1446 code for a protein of 481 amino acids. The transcript has 10 exons. Gene Ontology annotation, biological process: transmembrane transport. Gene Ontology annotation, molecular function: calcium ion binding. NCBI's taxonomy places the organism in Eukaryota, Metazoa, Chordata, Actinopteri, Gonorynchiformes, Chanidae. The record is from RefSeq and is a predicted model, not a curated record.
AUGGGUCAGUCGGGGUUUCACCCUGGCUGGUCCCGGGCCCGCUGCCAGGACAGCGGUACUGACCAAGACAGAGAAAGGCAAUGGGCUGAGCUGUUCGACCAGCUGGACCUUAACAAGGAUGGACGGAUCGACAUACACGAACUGCGAACAGGGCUCGCCUCUCGUGGACUUCUGCCACGCACUGCGGUGGAAGAGAUUGUCAGAGCGGGGGACACGAACAAGGAUGGGCAGCUGGACUUCGAGGAGUUCACGCAGUACCUGCGCUCGCACGAGAAACGACUCAGACUCAUGUUCCGCAGCCUGGACCGCAACAACGACGGUCAAAUAGACGUUGGAGAGAUUCAGCAUUCUUUACACACUGUGGGAGUCGAUGUUACACUGGAGGAGGCAGCCAAGAUACUGCAGAGUAUGGACAGGGACGGUACCAUGACGAUUGAUUGGUUGGAGUGGAGAGAUCACUUCCUCUUCAACCCUCUGCACAACAUGGAGGACAUUGCACAGUACUGGAAACACUCAGUGAUGUUGGAUAUUGGAGAAAACUUAACGGUGCCAGACGAGUUCUCGGAGAAGGAGAAGAAAUCUGGGUUUGUGUGGCGUCAGCUGAUGGCUGGAGCCAUGGCAGGAUCAGUGUCCAGAACCGGUACCGCUCCACUGGACCGACUAAAGGUCUUCCUACAGGUCCACGGUCAGAGCUCUGAUAAGGGGAAUGUGUGGAGGGGGCUGAGGGCCAUGGUAAAAGAGGGGGGCUUAGGCUCUCUGUGGAGGGGCAAUGGAAUCAACGUCCUGAAAAUCGCCCCCGAAACUGCCAUCAAAUUCCUCGCCUACGAACAGAUAAAGAGACUGAUGAAGGGCAAUAGAGAGGGAGGGACUCUGAAGGUGCAGGAGAGAUUCAUUGCCGGAUCUCUCGCUGGAGCCACUGCACAGACAAUCAUAUAUCCUAUGGAGGUGCUGAAGACGCGUUUGACUCUGAGAAAGACGGGGCAGUACUCCAGCGUGUUCGACUGCGCCCGUCAGAUCUUACAGAAAGAGGGCGUGAGGGCCUUUUAUAAAGGCUACGUGCCCAACAUCCUGGGCAUCAUACCUUACGCUGGCAUCGACCUGGCUGUCUACGAGACACUGAAGAAUGCAUGGUUGCAGAGACACACAGACGGUUCUGCUGACCCGGGGGUUCUGGUUCUGGUGGGCUGUGGAACUGUUUCCAGCACCUGCGGCCAACUGGCCAGCUAUCCCCUUGCACUCAUCCGCACACGCAUGCAGGCUCAGGCCUCGAUGAAGGGUGCGCCCCAGGUCUCCAUGAUGACCCUGUUCAGGAACAUCGUCUCUCAGGAGGGCGUGGUCGGCCUGUACCGCGGCAUCGCGCCCAACUUCCUAAAAGUCAUCCCUGCUGUCAGCAUCUCCUACGUGGUCUACGAACACAUGAGGAAAGUACUGGGAGUGGGAAUGUGA